AUGAACCGAAUAUUAGUCGCUGGCAAGGUGGGUGUGGACAAAGUGCGGCUUGUCCAGCAAGUGUUCUCCAUCAAUGACAGAGAUUUGGCAGAGGAUGUAUCUCAGAGUGGCCUAAUUGUGGACGAUGUUCCAAUCGCAACGAAGUAUUAUAAAACAUCGGUCUGUAUCUUCGUUGACGAGUUUGAGUCUGCUGAGGAAUGGUUUAAUGAGCUUUAUACCCCAGAAGCCAAAAUACUUCGAGAAGAGAUACAGGGGCUAAUAAUUUGUAUCGAUCUUCAAACCACAAGCUACGAAGAAAUCGAAAAGAUUGAACAAUAUCUACAGCGCCUGGCGACUCAACUGGACGACGAAUAUACUGAAGAUUGUGGAGAGCCCCAAUGGGAUGGGUUCAAGCUUGUCGUUGGAUUUGAACCACAAGAGGCCGAGGAAUUCUAUUACGAUAUGUUCAUUAUGUCAGGAUUUGAGUAUAUUACUUAUGAUCAAGAACGGAUCCGCGAGUCAGUUCAGACACAUAGAUGGCGAUUCUUACAAGAGCGAAAAAAAGCAAGCAAAUCAAGUAAAACUGCUGUUGAUUACACGCAACCUUUGCUGGAUCACGGUAAUGAGAAGUCUCUAGACGUUUUGCAGCUUGUAGAGAAAAUGAAACUGGCGCGCAUUGAUGCUUCACGUCUUCCCGAAGACCAGAAGCAUGAUUUUGCACAAACGAUAUCCGAGAAAAUACUCGACUACCUUGAAAAUGGUGAAAUAUAA
Ogataea angusta is the source of this 750-nucleotide messenger RNA. RefSeq lists its product as uncharacterized. Gene Ontology annotation, biological process: vesicle-mediated transport. The transcript has a single exon. NCBI's taxonomy places the organism in Eukaryota, Fungi, Ascomycota, Pichiomycetes, Pichiales, Pichiaceae. The record is from RefSeq and is a predicted model, not a curated record. Bases 1 to 750 code for a protein of 249 amino acids. Gene Ontology annotation, molecular function: protein-macromolecule adaptor activity.